Messenger RNA from Argentina anserina (silverweed cinquefoil), 1262 nucleotides. RefSeq names its product bidirectional sugar transporter SWEET3. Gene Ontology annotation, molecular function: sugar transmembrane transporter activity. The transcript has 6 exons. The coding region runs from base 38 to 793 and encodes 251 amino acids. The record is from RefSeq and is a predicted model, not a curated record. NCBI's taxonomy places the organism in Eukaryota, Viridiplantae, Streptophyta, Magnoliopsida, Rosales, Rosaceae. Gene Ontology annotation, biological process: carbohydrate transport. Gene Ontology annotation, cellular component: membrane.
UUGUGUUGAUAUUAACUGUUUUCUCAGGGCGCGAAACAUGGGAGAGAGGCUGCGAUUGGCAAUUGGAGUGAUGGGAAAUGCUGCUUCUUUGUUGCUUUAUUCGACUCCCAUAUUGACUAUGUCAAGGAUCAUAAGGAAGAAAAAUACGGAGGAGUUUUCAUGUGUACCUUACAUCAGUGCACUGCUCAACUGUCUCCUGUAUACUUGGUAUGGAUUGCCUGUUGUAAGCUGCGGCUGGGAAAACUUCCCAGUGGUUUCCAUCAAUGGUCUAGGAAUUCUUCUCGAGUUCUCGUUCAUUCUCAUAUACUUCUGGUUUGCUUCACCUACAAGAAAGAUGAAGGUAAUUGCAAUUCUGAUACCUGUUAUCAUCUUGUUCUGCAUCACCGUGAGCAUCUCAACCUUUGUUUUCAAUGACCACCACCAUCGCAAGGUACUCGUUGGAAGUCUAGGGCUGGUAGCUUCUGUAACCAUGUAUGGUUCUCCACUAAUAGUAGUGAAGCAAGUGAUUGUAACAAAGAGUGUUGAAUUCAUGCCAUUCUACUUGUCUUUCUUCUCAUUCCUCUCUAGUUCACUUUGGAUGGCAUACGGUCUACUGGGUCAUGAUCUCUUUCUUGCGUCACCUAAUCUGGUUGGAAGCCCAUUAGGCAUAUUUCAACUACUGCUCUACUGCAAGUACAGGAAAAGGGUAAAGAAAGCUGUAGAAUCACCAAACAAAUGGGAUCUUGAAGAGAAUGAUGAAAAAUCUAAUGAAGUGCAGAUUGUGAUUGGUGAAAGUGCAAAUGGCAAAAGUUGAAGAACGUGUUAAAUAAAAUUAAUCCUCCAUCCCUUUCUGUCAUGUUUUGUCAAACAGUUUAGGUCUCUAAGCAUAAUAGCUAUAUAUCUGGACCAUGGACUCUAUGGAGGGCUGAAAAACUAGCCUGUCACCUCAUUAUUAUCAAUAACUAUCAGAGAAAACAGUGAAAGCAGCUAAAAUGUAACUAAAGAGCUCUUGUUGUAAUAUAAAUUUCUUAUAUGUAGUGAGCACAACUUCAAACGAUAGUGAGAAAAAUUUCUUUUAUCCCCUGAACAAACAAAAUUACUAAUUUCCAGAGAGUUGACAUUACCUCGGAAAUUGAAGAAUGAUAAAGAAAAAGAGCAGUCUCUAUGGCAGCAUCAACACUAAGAUUUUAUGGGAAGUCAAGAAGAGUACCUCAGCUCAAUUCUCCUGUGCAUGAAGAGUUAUCUUCGCAAUGAAUAUAUCCUGUGAACCUAUCCAGCCUUUA